AUGAAAACCACUUCAGACGAGAAGCCAGAUGUUGAACACAUAGAGUCUGUGAGCCAAGACUCCAGAAACGUGGACUCUUUGACCCAAGAGUCAGAUGAAGAUUUUUCCGACAUCGAUGAAGCCAAGUUGCGGCACAAGAUCGACAUCAGAAUUAUCCCCUUGUUCACUAUUCUUUACCUCUUGUCAUUCUUGGACAGAGGAAACAUUGGUAACGCCAAAAUUGAAGGUCUUGCUGAAGACUUGAAACUUCGUGGUAACGAAUACAACUUGUGUUUGACCAUUUUCUUCAUUUUUUAUGCGCUGAUGGAAGUGCCUAGCAACACUAUUUUGCACCAUGUCCUGCCUCGCGUAUUUAUUCCUUUAACUAUGGUUCUUUGGUCUAUUGUCAUGACCUUAAUGGGUACCGUUCGCAAUUACCACCAGCUUUUGGCUACACGUGCUCUUUUGGGACUCUUUGAAGCAUCUCUCUUCCCGGGAAUUUCUUACAUCUUGUCCAUGUACUAUAAGAAAAAUGAAGUGCUUGUGCGCCAGGCCAUUUUCUUUAGUGCUGCUUCCAUGGCUGGUGCCUUUUCGGGUGUUUUAGCUGCAGCAAUUUCCAAGAUGGAUGGAGUAGGAGGCUAUGAAGGCUGGAGAUGGAUCUUUAUUUUGGAAGGUUUGCUCACUUUCGUAGUAGCAGUCGUUUCGUUCUUUUAUUUCCCACAAUAUCCAGGGGAAUGUUACUUUUUAACCGAGCGUGAACGGAAAUUUGCUGUUUGGAGAACAAAGCAUUCGGGCAAUGAAACUCAGCGCUCGGUUGUCAAGACGGAUGAGAACGAUGUUGGCGAGACUUUGGGCGAGCAGAAAUUGGCCGAACGCUACUUGGGUGAGGAUCAUGAACACAAGAAAAAAUACUUCUGGGCUGUUUUCAAAGAUUGGCAUUCCUAUGCUAUGCUUUGCGUUUACUGGGGAGUUUGUGUUCCUCUUUACGCUAUUUCUCUCUUCACGCCCACUAUCAUUCGUACGUUGGGCUACACCUCCACCAAAGCACAGCUCAUGUCUGCUCCUAUUUAUGUUGUGGCAGCUGUUUUCAGUAUUGCUCAAGCUUUUUGGUCAAACCGCAAUGGUUACCGCUCGCCAUUCUUAAUCUUCAAUUUCUUGUGCAUGGCUGUUGGAUACACGAUUGCACUUGCUAUCGACCCAAGGAAGAAUCCUCACGCAGUUUAUGCUGGACUUUACAUUGCUGCCUUAGGAAUAUACCCAGCUAUUCCAAUGACCAUCAUCUGGUUCUCGAACAACUUGUCAGGGUCUUACAAAAGGGCUGUGGGUAUCGGGUUCCAAAUUGGUUUCGGAAAUUUCCUGGGUGCUUUUGCUUCCAACUUUUACAGAACGCAAGAUUCUCCUCGUUACCAAUUGGGCCAUGCCCUUGUGUUGGGAUUCGUUUUGAUGGGCUUAUUUUUUAUUAUGUCACUCAUAGUCGGGUACUCGCUCUCUAACAGGAAGAAGAGAAGAGACUUGGCUACCGGCGUCUACGACUCUUAUUCUGAUGAGGUUCUUAUGGAAAUGGGUGACAAAAAUCCAUACUUCACUUACCGUUUGUAG
Molecule: messenger RNA, 1578 nt
Organism: Clavispora lusitaniae ATCC 42720
Lineage: Eukaryota; Fungi; Ascomycota; Pichiomycetes; Serinales; Metschnikowiaceae
Product: Major Facilitator Superfamily protein
Biological process (GO): transmembrane transport
Cellular component (GO): membrane
Molecular function (GO): transmembrane transporter activity
Source: RefSeq, a predicted model, not a curated record